UUCUCUAUCUCUAUCUCUUCCUUCUAUAAUAAUCCCCUUGGACCUUUCCUCUCCCAUCUGUUUCUCUUCAUCUUUAACUUAGGAAUAAACCUUAAAAGGGUGCAGGUUAAUAAACUUCGCAAAUUUUAUCAUUACACACUGUGUGUGUAUAUGAAAGGGUUUGUUUGGUUUCUAACCAAGUUACUAUUGUUUCUUGUUUAGUACUAUUUGAUGAUGGAUGAAUUGAGCAAACUUCAUUCUGCUAUUGCAUGUUCGAGUAACAAUAAUCAUGUUGUUGGAGUCCUUGAGCACAUAACUGGUCAACAACAAGAGGGGCCAAUUAAUAACAGUAGUGUUGAUAAUAAUCUUGAAAAAGCCAGCUUGGAGAUGUCAGAUCUUAUUAAAGCUCAGAUUGCUAAUCAUCCUCUUUAUCCUAACUUAUUAUCUGCCUACCUUCAAUGCCGAAAGGUUGGAGCACCCCAGGAAAUGGUAUCAAUUCUUGAAAAAAUCAGCAAAGAGAACCACUUAAUAUCCAGCUGCCACAAUACUGAAAUUGGAACUGAUCCAGAACUUGAUGAUUUUAUGGAAUCAUAUUGUGCAGUAUUACUAAAAUACAAGGAGGAGUUGUCAAAGCCGUUUGAUGAAGCCACGACGUUCUUGAAUAACAUUGAGUCGCAGCUGAGUUCUCUCUGCAAAGAAAACUUAACAACAACAACAACAACCACCACCUCUUUCAACUCUAACAACAAUUAUCUAUCUGAUGAAGCAGGUGGUACUUCAGACGAGGAUCUAGGCUGCGGGGAAAUGGAAGCAGCGGAUAGUACUCAAGAAUCUCCUGCUAACCGUGAAGGUGAUAAUGAGCUAAAAGAAACGCUGAUGCGCAAAUAUAGUGGCUACCUUAGCAGCUUGAGAAAGGAAUUUUUGAAGAAGAGGAAAAAAGGCAAGUUACCCAAGGAUGCAAGAACUGCAUUGCUGGACUGGUGGAAUACCCAUUACAGGUGGCCUUACCCCACGGAAGAAGAGAAAAAUAGGCUGUCGGAGAUCACUGGGCUAGACCCGAAGCAGAUAAACAACUGGUUCAUAAACCAAAGGAAGCGACACUGGCGACCAUCAGAAGACAUGAAAUAUGCACUCAUGGAAGGUGUCAGCAGCGGUAGCAUUGCCGGAUCCAUGUAUUUUGAUGGAGCUGGAGGCACUGAAAGUAUUGGCACUUGAAAAAAGAGUGAAAGAAAACUUGCUGCAACUUUUCAAAGUAUAACUAGCUAACUAACAAGUAGUGCAUAGCAUGACAGAAACCUUUAUAUUUUGAAGUUUAUAUAUUGACUUAUAUUCAGAACAAUGUGUUAUAUAUAUUCUCUUCCCAAGUUUCAAUUUAUAAGGAAUUCAAGACAAGUUACCAGC
Molecule: messenger RNA, 1380 nt
Organism: Nicotiana attenuata
Lineage: Eukaryota; Viridiplantae; Streptophyta; Magnoliopsida; Solanales; Solanaceae
Product: homeobox protein knotted-1-like 1
Exons: 5
Coding region: 211-1194 (327 amino acids)
Biological process (GO): regulation of DNA-templated transcription
Cellular component (GO): nucleus
Molecular function (GO): DNA-binding transcription factor activity, RNA polymerase II-specific; DNA binding
Source: RefSeq, a predicted model, not a curated record